Funneliformis mosseae is the source of this 1260-nucleotide messenger RNA. NCBI's taxonomy places the organism in Eukaryota, Fungi, Glomeromycota, Glomeromycetes, Glomerales, Glomeraceae. The record is from the annotation of a GenBank genome assembly.
AUGACAAUUAUAGAACAGCUUGAGAUAAUCAAACAACUCGUUUUAAAAGAACGUAAAAUCGUUACUUAUGAGUGGUUAAGCAAAUACCUUAAUAUUCAUGUUAAUGAGGCAAAACCACUCCUUUAUAAGUUUGUUUCGGAAUAUGGGUCUUCUAACAAAGAAAGUUUUUACACAGUAUAUUGCAUCUCUGGCUUCUCCACGAUUAAUGAUCAACAUACUGUCACUUUAAUAUACCAGGAGAAUUUAGAAAAUAUACGAAAAGACUUUAGCAAAGUUUCAAGCUUACACGUAUACAGCGUACAACCAAAGUGUCCCACUGAAGCCGAGUUAGUAAAAGCAAAUCAAGGAUCCAUCGAUAAAGUUUCUACUGAACCUGUUUUACCUUCAAAUACGAAUCGGGAAGUUACUUUAACGGUCAAUAAGAAGGAGUCUUCAAAUACUUCUAUCAAGCCUGAUGAAAAGGAGUCAGAAAAAGUCAACCCUACACAACCUGAGAUAUCAAAGCCAAACACUGUGACAAUAAAAAGCGCGUUUUCAAAAGAAAAGCAAUUGAUCAACAAACAAAAUGAUGAUUCACAUUUAGGUAAGGCCACUUCCCAUGAAAUUGAAACUUCAAAAGAAGAACAGGAAGAUAGACAAUCAGAAGGGAAGCAAUUUGUUAACCAAAAAAAGAACGAUAAAACUGAAGAUAACGUUCCUCAGGAUGAAUCAAAGACUUCAAAUAAAAAAUCAAAGAAGAGAAAGAGCGAUGAAUGUGAAAGUAAUCUUGACGAGGCUUCAAAAGAAGGGCGGGUAAAUAACAAACAAAAGAGUAAGGAGAAUAAAGUAACGUACAAAAAUAAAAUCGCAAAGGCUAGGAAGAAGAAUAAGGUUGCAGAUGAUCUUGACCUUCAAAAUACAACUGAGAAAUUUAUGACCAUUAUGACCAUAGACAAUGCUGAAAAAGAUCAGCCACAAGAAAAGCAAUCGGCUGUGUCGGCUAGUCCUGAUCAACAAAGUGCUCUUCCAACAAAGAAAAGAGGAAGACGUCAGACGUUGAAGUUUAGAUCGUAUGUGAACGAAAAGGGAUAUACGGUACGUGAAAAUUAUCAUGAAUGGGAAUCAUUUUCAGAAGAUGAAUCGGUUUUAGAACCUCCUGCAAAGAAAUCACAGAAGGCAAUUAAAGCACAGGAACCUAAAGGCGUCGCUAAACGUGUGAAGAAGAAGAAAGGAGACAACGGUUCCCAAAAGAGCUUAUUGAAUUUCUUUGGGAAAAAAUGA